Molecule: messenger RNA, 465 nt
Organism: Eimeria necatrix
Lineage: Eukaryota; Apicomplexa; Conoidasida; Eucoccidiorida; Eimeriidae
Exons: 1
Coding region: 1-465 (154 amino acids)
Source: RefSeq, a predicted model, not a curated record
AUGGCUUCGUCAGUGCGUCCCGCAGCCUGCAGCAGCAGCAGCAGCAGCAGAAGCAGCAGCAGUAGCAGUUGCAGCAAUACCGUUGGCAUGAAGCGGAGGCAGCAGAAUCAGCAGAGGCAGCGAGGCUGCAACCACUCAUCAGGAAAAGCAGUUGCAGCAGAAGCAGCAGUACCACGAGCAGCAGCAGAAGCAGCAGCAUCACAGGCAGCAGCAGAAGCAGCACAGCAGAAGCAGCAGCAUCACAGGCAGCAGCAGAAGCAGCAGCAGCAGCAUCAACCGGAGCAGCACAAACAGCAACAAAGGCGGCAGCAAAAACAUCCGAAGAAGGAGCAACAAAAACAACAGCGGUUCAAGCAGCAGACGCAGCAGCAAAAGCAGGAAGCUACGCAGCAGCGGUCACCUCGAGCUGCUGCGCAAGAUGCACCGCUGCUGCGAGCUCAAGCGACAGCGCGUUUGCUUCGAUAA